Aspergillus mulundensis is the source of this 501-nucleotide messenger RNA. Its product is annotated as PLAC8 family protein. The record is from RefSeq and is a predicted model, not a curated record. The transcript has 3 exons. The coding region runs from base 1 to 501 and encodes 166 amino acids. NCBI's taxonomy places the organism in Eukaryota, Fungi, Ascomycota, Eurotiomycetes, Eurotiales, Aspergillaceae.
AUGGCAAACGACGCUCCCUACGCUGCUGGUGCCGGGCGCAAGUGGUCCUACUCCUUCUUCGACUUUCUGACUCCCGUCGACACUUGUCUGAUGGGCUGGUGCUGCCCAUGCAUCCUGUUCGGCCGAACGCAAGCCCGCCUCGACGACCCAUCCUUGACAAACUACAGCCCCGUCAACGAUCGCUGCCUCAUCUGGCUCGGCAUGAACUGCUUCGGCGCGGGCUUCCUCAUCCAAGCGAAGAAACGCAACGACCUGCGGCAGCGAUACGCCAUCACCGAAACCCAUCUCGAGUCGGCACUGGGCAUGAAAGAGGGCGAUAUGAAGAAGAAACAUGGUGUUGAAGGAGCGAUGGUCGAGGACUGUCUUGGUGCGCUCUGCUGUCCGGUUUGCGGGCUCAUCCAGGCGGACAAAGAGGUUGUCAAGAUGCAGCGCGAAGGAGGACAAGGACAGCCGGCGGAAGGGACGCCGUAUCAGAGGCCUCAGGGGAUGCAUUAUCCAUAG